Molecule: messenger RNA, 2190 nt
Organism: Durotheca rogersii
Lineage: Eukaryota; Fungi; Ascomycota; Sordariomycetes; Xylariales; Xylariaceae
Exons: 1
Coding region: 193-1779 (528 amino acids)
Source: RefSeq, a predicted model, not a curated record
CUUGCACAAGUACUCAAGGUACCUUGGCGGGCAUAUUAGGUACCUCGCAGUGCAUUAGGUAACGCACAGCGCCCCAUAACUCCCCCACGUCGUCGUGCUGGCGUAGAGCUGAGCCUUCACUACCUACAACCUACGACCUACGACACCACAAGACCUCAUCUUUCUCCAAUGCCCUAGGCCGCGGUUCUCGUUAUGGUCUUGUUAACAGACGACCAUCCCUCGGCCGACCUCGAACGAGACCACGCCGCUAGGUUAGCUGCGACCUCUGCUCUGCUCAAUCGCGUAAGAACACUACAAUCCGAACUCGAGCGCUUUGCGGUCCACCUCACCGAGGUAUACGAUGGCUACUUUCAACAGAUGCCUGCCUACAUACAUUCGUCGUUUGCAAGCGAUCUCCGUGCCGAAGCGGACAGCAUCGAGCGGGCCGCUCGUGACCUCGGAUCGACACGCCCCUCGGUGUUGCACAGCAGCCAGUCAUCAAAUGUUCCAUUCCUAGAGCCCGUGUGGGACACGGCAAAACGUUCCCGGGAUAUCGUCAAGUUGCGAUGUGCUGUAUCCAUUGGCCCGUUUAAGAAACCGAUCAUGGCACCAGGGACACGUAUCGUCCGAACCCAGGGCGAAUCGCAGUCCUUCCGGUCGGGCAGUUUCGUGAUUGAUGUGAUUGCCGACGGGGGCCACUCGUGGUACAAAGUCUCUUCAAUGACAAAUAAGAGGCUGCUUUUCGACAUGGCGAAAGAAGCGGUAUACUGCGGAGGUAGCGACGACGAGGAUGAUGGCGACCCCGUUAAUCUAGACUACGCCGAUAUUCCUCUUCUAAAGCUUGCCAGGAAUCUAGCAAAUGCCGCCAAGGGGCAUCGGAUCCAGGCGAAAAGCCCAAAUCCUUUUCUCGUAUUGCCGCGUAUUAAACUUGGUGAGCACCCUGAGAUCGACAUGGUGCUGGGGUCUUGCCGUCGGCUGGGCGUCGGAUUGCUCUGUAGCGAUGACCUGCCACCAGCUCCGCCUCUCUCUGAUGCCGUCCUACAUGCGAUGGCCCCUAGCCCGAAAGCAAACUUCACCGAGGUUUUGAACAUUGAUACCUCCCUUCUAGUUGCUCUUGCGUCGGAUUUCUCUCAUACUACGGUCACGAAGCAGCCCUGGUUUAGCCAUUCGCACAAUGAUCAUGCAGAUCUGGAAAGUGAACAGUCAAUACUCUCGUUAGUUUAUCCCGUGAUAGGUAGCCAUAAGCUCGUCUGCACCAAGGACGCGGCAGAAACAUUCUCUCACAUCGUCGACACGUUGGCAACCGCAUCCGAGAAGGCUCGUGCGCAUCUGAUACUUGGUUCUGAUCCUGGAAAGCCCCAAGACCAACGGGUCAAGGAGCUACAGUUAUUAUCCAUCCACGAAGUUCCAUCCUGCUUUCAGCUACCGAUCAGGAUUGUUGACGCAAAUGAAAACGGCUGCCAGGACCGCUUCACGGCUCCUAUUAAGAAGCUGCUGGAGGCCGUUUUAAACCCCGGGAGGUCAGUGUUUUCGUACGGCUGGGCGAGCGAGCGUACCACCUUAACAUGCAACUCGGUUGUUAUUAAGCAGCUUGAGAAAGACCUCGAGCAGCUUCCAAACCUAGGGGGCCUGCCAUGGCCAUCGAUCUGGGCGUUCCCAACAUCAAGACCACUGGUGGGCGUUCCGAAAGAAGGCACCGUCCGUAGGCGCGUACGGAAGCACAUUGGAGAUUGCAGUGAGAAGUGUACCUGUGGCAUCCAAGAACUCUAUGGCCAUCAGGGAGACAUUACAAUUCUUUAGUUUCGGCAACACCCUAAGAAUUAGGGCGUACACAUUUCAGUAUUCAGAUUGCUGAAGUGAUGACAAAAGGCCGCUGUGAAGUCUCCCCCAUCGCUCAGAUCAGCUUACAGCUUAUAUGCCAUAUUUUCUGGAAACCAAUUCGGUUCUCGCGAGCGUAAAGCACGGCGGGUGAUGGGCGGCCUUCUUCUCAUGACAUCGAUAACUGCCCGAGCCAGACUUACUCCUUAUCCAACUUUGCGGUUAGCUAAACGGUAGUUCCGCCCGCUCGGGGGGUCUUAUCUUAUAAAAGCUCACCAGGCGCCCUUGACCCAUUCACCGGAAGUCCUUUCUCGAAAAUACCCUGUGCCAUCUUCAUGGGCCACUACGCUAAAAUCUCAAUUGCAACCAAGAUGCUCACCGACGGGGCACAUU